GGCUUGACGGAUACGCUGAUAUAGUAGGAUCUUGACUGGCUGCUUUGGCGAAGACGGGUGUCAGCUAUGAAUAGAAGAUCAAAGAAAAUGGAUCCAGCUGGUACAGUAGCUCACGACGCGCAAUUUCGUGGCUCAUCCAUGAUUUAAACUCAACAUUAUGGUCAUCCGGAGGCGCAAAACGGCUGGUUUGCUUGCAUUCAGGCGACCGCUCACCCACCAAGCCGCUGGUAAUCUAUUUCCCACAGCUUAUGUUUGCUAUUCCUGCAACGCAAGGGCUAUUUCUCGUUAGAAAAAAAAUAAAACCGAGCCAAGUAUCCGCAUGUCAGCUGUUUGUUUGCGAGGUUCACGGACGUAAGGUAGCGAUUCGCCGGAAUGGCAUCGGCGCUGAGCUGCUUCAGCGGUCCCGAGGAGCUGGAGGACGUCAAUCACGCUCGGGGUUUGAUCAGUGAGCUCAAGCUGCUGUAUGACUCUCGCCUCCUCGGGGAUGUCACCAUCGGAGUGGAGGGCGAUGAGUCUAUGCAUCACAGCGCCGAGGCGGCCGCGGGUCACAUCGACAAACUUUUCCUGUGCAACCGCAACAUCCUCGCCGCCGCCAGCCCGUACUUCAAAAGCAUGUUCACCGGAGGCUUGAAUGAAAGCAUGCAGGAGAGGGUGAUCAUCCGCGGGGUUGACGCCGAGUCCAUGUCUGUCAUCAUUGAUUACUGCUACACUGGCAAAGUUACCAUCACGGAGGGCAACGUGCAGAGGCUGUAUGCGGCUGCCAACAUGCUGCAGCUCGAGUACAUCAGGCAGGCGUGCUCCAGCUUCAUGACCAGGAGGCUGGACCACUCCAACUGUGUGGGGAUCCUGAAAUUUGCAGACACAUAUGACAACCCUGAGCUGAAGGGGAACGCGCAAGCAUUCAUCGCCAGGAACUUUUGCCAGCUGUGUAAUGGCAAGGAGCUCUGUGAGCUGGACCUGAUGCAGCUAAAGGAGCUGCUGUCUCUGGACACGUUGGAUGUGGACUGUGAGAGGAAGGUGUGCUCAGCUGCUCUACAGUGGAUAGAGGCGAACGCGCCGGAGGACACCGAGGAUGCGCUGCAGGUGCUGAGGUGUGUGCGCUGGAAUCUGUUCACUGAGAAGGAUAAGGCAUACCUGGAGGGCCUCAUGGCGAGACCUGUCGUUGAGAAGUACCUGGCAUGUUUCUUUGAGAAGUCUGCGGAGGAGAGCUGUGGAAUGCCUGCAAAAGCGGACGUACCAAAACACAGAAUCGGAGUGAGUGCAAAAGAGAUGAUCCUCUUCUUUGGCCUGCCCAAUGACAACAUCAUGUGCUGCGACCCGUACUCCGAGGACCUCUACUUCAUGGCUCCCCCUCUUGUCGACCUCAGCUGUCAGGAUUACAAGCGCCCCACCAUGGAGUCCUUAAUCGCCUGCGCCACGCCGGAAAACAACCUGUAUCUCGCCUCUCACCUCUCAAAGCAUUUCUGGCUGUACAACCCCGUGCUGAACCGCUGGCAGGAGCUCGCCGAGAGACCGCUGGGGAGGAUACACUCUGGGAUGGGUUACCUCAACGGCCACGUGUACCUCCUGGGUGGAAGGAACCCUGUGACGGACGCCAGGCUGAAGGAGGUGGAGUGUUACAGCGUCCAGAGGAACCAGUGGACAUUUGUGGCUCCUCUGCCUCACUCUCUGGGCAAGAUGCAGGUGGUGGCGCUGAACAACCACCUGUACGUGGUGAACAAAAGGAGGAUGCUCUGCUACGAUCCCAAGAGGAACCGCUGGCGCCACUGCGGGUCGCUGAAAAGAGACAAGCUCCACAAGGCCUGCGUGUUCCAGGACCAGAUCAUAUGUGUGUGUGACAUCCCCGUGGUGAAGGCCUACAGCCCCACCCGAGGGGAAUGGAGGAGGAUGGGUGACAUUCCCAUUGACAGUCGCGCUCUGAACUACCAGGUGAUUCAGCACAACAACAAGCUGCUGCUCCUCACCCAGACCUUACUGCAGCACAACAAGAACAGGGUCCUCAUCCAUGAAUACGACCCGGCCAGGAACAACUGGAAGAACGUCAUGGCGGUGUACGUGUCCUCCCUGGGGCCCGUGUGUGUUUCAACGCGCGUGUACCCGGCGUGCCUGGGCUCCGCUCACAGCUUCUCCACAGAGGAGGACGACGACAGCGGCUCCAGCGCUGACUGGGACUUUGAUGGGUUGACGGACGCAGACUCAGACUCUGGGAGCUCCAGCUCAUUCUCGGAUGAGAACUGGUAGCCUGCACUGUUACAGAUGUGUAAAAGGAAAGUUUACCUUAUUUAUGGUUUAAUGAAGUUUCAUGGAAUUCCGUCGUCAGGGUUGUUACAUGAGAAUUUUUGGUAGUUGAUAACAAAACCAGUGAAUUUCCACGAUUCUCAAUACCUGAUUUCAUAACACAGCAAAAACAAAAAUCCUAUUCAGCACACACUCCUCAAUUUAAAAACAUAAAAGAUUAAAAAUAAACACAAAUGUUAUGUUUCUCAAGUAUUUAAGCAUAUAGGUGACAUGAAAAUAAGAACACUGAGUUACAAGUGCAACGUUGGCUUGUAUCCUUCAAAUAGAAAACAAAACCGCCCAACAAGAAUCCUGAUUUCAAAUUAGAGGAACUUUAUGAAAUUAUUAUAUUAUAUUAUAUGAUUUACAGUGCUGUAAGCAUGACUGACAUUCUAAGUGUUUCAGUAUUUAAAUAUAGAGGCCAAGGCUACGGUAGAAUAACAACACUGAGUUGCAAAGUGAGGAAUCUAGCUGUGUCAGGACCACUGAUACUAAAAACUAAUGUUGGUUCAGUAUUUUGAUAUUGACCAGGAACCUCAGUAAGCAUCUCUAUUCUGUAUGCAGUGCUGGAUUCAAGUCAGUAUUAUAAUAUUAAAUUUACAGCAGAUGGCGAAAUCAGUCAGAAGCUGAUAUCUUUACUUCAUGUCUCCCCUCAUCACUUUGGUCAGUGAUCUUUGACGUAAGAGUUGAGGGAAAUUAAUAGAGCCACUAAUGUUUAUUUUUCACGUCAGCUUCUUUCACGCACUGAUGGGAAACUGCAAGACAUGAGGGUAGGAGAUACGUUUAAGUCCAUUAUUAUUCUGUCCCGCUGCCAUAGCACAUGGUAUGUAGGGCGUCGUGUCGUCAGGGUGACGUUUGUGAGUCUGCAUGUCUGUGUGUAAACGCCUUCUUGUGAACACAGUUACUCAAGAACAAUACAGGACAGAAACUGCAUUCUCACAGUGCAGGUUCAUCUUGGAGAGCAGAUGAUCUGAUUAGAUUUUCGUGUAGGCCUACCUUGCUGCAUACAUUUCCAUAUUACUGAGGAAAAACUGAUUUCCUCAAAUCUACUGUAACCCACUGAAGGUGCAGAGAUCAUAUGUGAAGACAAGUAUGUCGACGUAGAAAUAUUUUCUAAUUAUUGCAUUAAUUAGCUCAAGUAAUGACUUCAUUGGACUAACUGGCUCUGUUUUAAUACAUGAUGACUAAGGCGGGACAUUAGGCAGCUCAAGUGCCUCUUGUUUAUAUCGAAAAACACAAGUGGUCAUUUAUAUAAUUGCAGGGGCUAUACAAAUGUCUUUUUUUUUUUUUUUUGUAUUAUUGUUGAUACAGCUGUCACACACAGCUAGUGUUGUGAAACCUACUGUAUGAAAUGUAGAGGCCAAUGUACUGUAUGCUGACUCAGGUUAGGCUUCGACAAAAGCCUGUAUGCCAUGACUGAAAUGUUUUAUUUUGAGAAGACAUACAGCUAGGUUGAUUUUUUUUAUUUUAUUUUAUUUUUUAAUUACAUGCUUAAAGAUAAUCAGUGAAAGUGGUACUUCGCUCACGCUUGUAUGGAAUUAAUUUUAUUGUGUGCAUUAAUUAAUUUUCUCUUUUUUUUUUUUUUUUUUUUUUUUUAAACAUUUAUAUCACAUUCAGGAAAAUGUGUAAGAGUUUUUGCAAAGUAUUGUUGGUCCUAAUGAGCCAGGCAUAGGUGGUGAGCAGGGCUGCAUGUAAUAAAAGUGUAAUUGCAAUGCUAUUUGUCCAUCAAGCGUUCACCUAUGCACACCCAGACAUACAGAGUGGUCGCUGCUUUCCAGCUCUGUGGUGGAUUUUACAUGAUGGUUGGUAAAAUGUUACAGUAUUACAUGUUGGUGUGUGUGUGUGUGUUGUGUGAGUGUGGGAGGAUGGGAAUAACUGGAUUACAGCAGUUUAUUUUAUUUUUUGUGGAGGGUGUAAUUAUGCUGAUGCACGCUUCAGUCUUAAAAAAACAAACAAACAAAAAAAAAAACAACUGGGCUACAGUAAGGUUUUGAUUAUAGCGCUGUUUUGUAUAUGUGUCAAAUAAAACACAUCCCAAAUGUCUGAUGCAAA
Messenger RNA from Myripristis murdjan (pinecone soldierfish), 4329 nucleotides. It is a transcript of the gene kbtbd7, whose product is annotated as kelch repeat and BTB (POZ) domain containing 7. Bases 373 to 2241 code for a protein of 622 amino acids. The transcript has 2 exons. NCBI's taxonomy places the organism in Eukaryota, Metazoa, Chordata, Actinopteri, Holocentriformes, Holocentridae. Gene Ontology annotation, molecular function: protein binding. The record is from RefSeq and is a predicted model, not a curated record.